Gongylonema pulchrum is the source of this 195-nucleotide messenger RNA. NCBI's taxonomy places the organism in Eukaryota, Metazoa, Nematoda, Chromadorea, Rhabditida, Gongylonematidae. The record is from the annotation of a GenBank genome assembly.
AUGGAUACACCGAAGACAGCGAACAGUGAAUCACGUCUGGUGGAUCAGUUACCGGAGAACGAUGUCACAUUGACGGAACAGAUUAAUCGACAGACUCGAGAAAUUGAAGAUGAGGUAAGGGAGCGGCAAGCACUGGUUGGCGAAAAAGAGCCAAUGGGCAAUUUGCUGAACAGUUAUGAUCGGCUCACCAGUGCC